CUCUCUCUCUCUCUCUCUCUCUCUCUCUCUCUCUCUCCUCUCCGACUCUCCGUCUCUCCGUGAUGGCGACGAGAUCUGAUUCCGGUGAAUGUUUUGGGCAGGAGAAAACUUCGCUUUCUCAGGAUGAUUUUGCAGAAGACUCCUUAAAGAUCGUUUCUUUGCCGCCAGUAGAGAAGGACUAUGGUGGAGAGAUAAGCCCAAAGAAGCAAGUCAAGUCUUCGCCUUUUACUUCUGUUUCCGAGAAAGAUGGAGAAAUUGCCCAUGCGGAUUCUGUUGAAGUUUCUUUCUCCGAAACAAGUUUGUUGCUUUCCAAAGAACCCGAUGCGAUGGAUGUGGAUUGUCCUGCAGUCUUUUCUGUGCCUGAAGCUGGCUCCGCGUCUCUCGAAGAGGAAAGGAUUGGUGAACAACUGAAGCCGAUCAAGGAAACGUUUGCUGCAAACAUCUCUGAGAUUUCUACAGAAGGCGAUCAAUUUGGAGAUGAUGUGCACAAGAUGGAGGAGGAAGGUGUUGAGACUGAUGGGUCCGUUGUUUGUAUCUCUGAAAUCCAAGGCGUGAAAGAAAGUUUGAACUCCGAGAAGAAGGGACAAGAUUCUGAUGUCCAGAGACUUUUGGAGGCUGAGAAGAGAAGAUUGUUGGCUGAAAUCGAAGUUGGGACGAUUUUCAGGAUUAAGGACGAUGUGGGCAAGCCCGCUAUGGCUUCUGAUUCCCAUAAGAUCGAAAAGAAUGGGAAUGGGAAUGGCUCUGAAGAGCAGCAUGAGAAAAUGGAAAGAGUGAGUGUAAAGGACAAUGCUUUUGUUGGGAGAUCUGUGAAGAUCGAUUUGGUUGAUGAUACUGCGUUGCUCAAUGUUGUUCCUUUCUCCAAGAAAGGUAAAGAUCAUCCUAAGAGACCAGGAACUGCACACGCUGAGAAGGAUACACCAAGAAAGCAUAAGAAAACUGGAGAGAAACCAAUUGGUGGGAAGCAAGAUAAAGGAAGUGCUUCUAACGUUGUUGAAGGGAAUGCAUCAACCAAACUUUCUGAAACAAAUGGGAAGCAGUUGCGGAUAAUGUACACUAGAAACCAAAUGAAGUCGAUGAGGAAUGCCCAGUCUGCGAAUCAGAAGAAACUAUGGAGUGACAUGUAUGCUAGGCUCCCACCUGAGCUGGUGACCGAGUACGAAGGUCUAGUUAGCUUGAAGAAUCAAAAGACUUCAAAGUCUAAUCUGAGGGACAGUGGCAUCGGUAUUCUCGACACCAAAGAAGGAAUGGAUGACUUAACUCUUGAAGAAGAAGAGGAUUACACUGAAGAUAAUGACGAUUACAAUAGCAUUUUGAAACCUGCGUUUGCGGUGGAUGGAGAACCUGAUUUUGAUUCUGGACCACCAGAAGAUGGGCUUGAAUAUUUAAGAAGAGUCAGGUGGGAGGCUAAGCGAGUUCCGAAUGUAAAAGUAGCCAAGCUAGAUGGAAGCAAGUACAGAAAGAAAGAGCAAAGUGUUUACAUGCCACAAAUACCUGAAAUCCACAAAUGCCCAGAGCACCUGUUACCAGUCAAAGAAUGGGAAGACUCAUUGCUUUCUGACUUCUUACAACUUCGCCUGGCUUUAUCGCAAGAUGCCAACAAGUAUUGUGAGGAUGAGACCAUGUCAAGUCAGUCUAUAGAAGAUGUGCUCAUGGAGAUAUUGAAGAAGCGUCUCCACACAGUGACAGAUGAGUCAUUCGGUGAGGUGGUUUCAGACAUACAAGGAAUGGACUCGGUGACGCGGGUAUCGAAGCUGAAAAAGCGUAUAUGUUUGGUUGAGAAGGAGAGCGGUUUACAGAGCAGUGACUUCAAAUGGAUAGUAGCAUUGUGUGCAUCAGUGGAUACUCCUUUGGAUGCUGAUACUUGUGCUUGCCUCAGGGCUCUUCUGAGGAAGUGUGCGAGUCUUCGUGCGUUAGAGGUUGAAGAUGAACAAGUUAUCAUCAUGGCAAAUAUGCUCAUCACCAUCGCAGGCAGAUAUUUUGGCCAAAUGGAAUAAGAGAAGAAGUUUAGUUGACGAGUGAUACUCUUACUUUGAAUUUGUCAUUGUUGAAGGAAGAGGAAUUACAUUACUCGAAAAAAAAAAAAGAAGAAUUACUUUACAAUGUUACCUUCAGUAUCCAUGAUAUUAA
Molecule: messenger RNA, 2127 nt
Organism: Eutrema salsugineum
Lineage: Eukaryota; Viridiplantae; Streptophyta; Magnoliopsida; Brassicales; Brassicaceae
Exons: 4
Coding region: 63-1994 (643 amino acids)
Biological process (GO): spliceosomal snRNP assembly
Cellular component (GO): nucleus; SMN complex
Source: RefSeq, a predicted model, not a curated record